AUGGCCCAUAUAGAACCCUCGGCUGCUCGAGAAAUGGAAACCGUAGGUGCUUUUGUUCAACGCCACAUCAGCCUGGACAGGAGCUUCAGAAGCUGCCGAGGUUUCGACCUGGCAUCUGACGGUAGACACUCUCCUAGUCCCUUCAGAACGGGCUCGGGGAGGAAGAGAGCGUCGUCGACAGUGAGCGCCGUCGAAGCUCAUCACGGCAUGUAUGAGCCGGUCGGCGUCAACCCUCCCAGACAGAUUCCCCAUGAAGUCUCCCGGGACCUGAUCUGUCUCUGUGCGCCGGCACCCAAGAUCCCCAGGCCAAGAAACGCGUUCAUCUUGUAUCGCCAGCACCAUCAAUCGCAGGUUACAGCAGAUAACCCAAAACUCUCAAAUCCCGAGAUAUCCAAGAUAAUCGGGGACAAGUGGAAGCAUGAGAAUGACGAUGUCAAGGACAACUGGAAGAAACUUGCCGAGGAGGAGAAACAGCGACAUCAUCAUCAAUAUCCCAACUAUCGAUACCAGCCGCGACGCGGUAGCAAGGCUCAUGGCAACUGGACGGGCACUUCACCAGCAGAUGAGCAUGGGCGAUGUUUAAAAUGCCAUGGACAGUCCAUCUCCACCCCCAGGACGCCCCUCAACCCCGUUUCGUCAUCAUCUCUCGGGCAUUUCGGUUCCUUGUCCCAGUCACAGCCAUCUUUGCGACAUCUGGACACGGGCGUCUCAUCACGCCGCUCGAGUUUCGACCAGUCUCCGACCAGCACCCUCCCGUUUCCUCGCCAGUUCUCUCUGCUUCGUGAUGCCGACUAUAGCGAACCGAAUUCUCCAGAGACGAAAAGACGGCGUGUCAAUGAUGUGGGCGGGUACCACGCCAUUAAUGGAGCAGCAGGGUCGUAUACCAUCAGACCGCCUCCCGAGUUGGGACGCACACCACCAGAUGGAGCUGCCAGUUUGAUGAGAAGUUACACAGGGACGACCCUGCCGGAGCUGGCAAGCUUUCCAAGGUCCCAGAGCGGUCCCAUGCCCAUGCCUCCGCCUCUUCGGCCUCCCGAAUCCUCGAAAUGGCCUGUUGAUGAGAAAGGCCCAAGCCGUCGGCAUAGCGUGUUUGAUCAAUCCCUUCGCCUACCCCCUCUGCAAACGCCCAUUCCCCCCUCGCCCUCUAGGUCGCCGGUGGUGGAGGAUAAGCGCGUGAGCAUCCCGUCAUCAACGACAUCACCCGUCUCAGCGAUCAAGAGCAGCCAGCAUACAGGAAGCCUCAACACCAGAGUGACGACGAGGGAGCCCGUAUUGACCCAGAAGAUUGGCAUCCUCUCAACCAUCACUGAGCCGUUGCCUCCUGCAGGUCAUCAUGGGCUACGCGGGCGCAAGCGCGGAUAUUUUAUUGCUGUUGAAGGGACUGACCCAAAGAACCUUGAUGAAGUCGGUCGUUUCCUAGAAAAGGUCCUGGUCGCGAGUGGCGAUGUUGCUCUCAAGGUUUGGGAAAACGACGAAUCUGUCGAUUCUGAAGGGGCCGAGCUGAGGGCGACUACCCGCCGCCAGGGAAUCGAGGCAAAGGAGGCAGUUGCCAGCGUUAGAGAUGACUUGCUCUCGAGAUACUUUGACACCAUUUUGUCAUGGCGUCAAAAGUCAAAGCAGAUUGCCUAUCAUGUCACGGGCGGACGCUCAAUGGGAGAUGCUCCCAACGGGGGAGAAUUCGAGGGUUCAAGGGUAGUGCAAGCACUGUCGACAGAGGCAUGUACUCCUCCACACGACGACAGAAGCCCUGAAGCCGGCCCGAAGACGCCGGUUGCUUUGGUGAAAGGUGGGCACAGCCUGACCGUUGCGGACAGUUAUGCAUCGGCAAUGCCCAUCUCGGACAAGUACACACCUGAGGACCACUGGCAGUGGCUGGUCAGUCUCUGGCGAGGCACACCCCAUGCCGACCUGGUGGUGCAGGUUGAGGACUGCCAAGAGAAGACCGGCUCCGUGGCGACAGUGGACGUUUCAAGGAGCAUUGGCCUGGUAUUGGUGAGAAUUCCGAAAGAGAAAGGGUUAGAUGAGGCAACAGAGCGGAGGUUGGCAUUCGAGGUCAUGGAAUGGAUGCGAGACGGGCCCUUUCGUGAGGAUUUCGCAAGCAAGUUCUAA
Ustilaginoidea virens is the source of this 2109-nucleotide messenger RNA. RefSeq lists its product as uncharacterized. The record is from RefSeq and is a predicted model, not a curated record. NCBI's taxonomy places the organism in Eukaryota, Fungi, Ascomycota, Sordariomycetes, Hypocreales, Clavicipitaceae. The transcript is spliced from 2 exons. Gene Ontology annotation, molecular function: RNA polymerase II cis-regulatory region sequence-specific DNA binding; DNA-binding transcription factor activity, RNA polymerase II-specific. The coding region runs from base 1 to 2109 and encodes 702 amino acids. Gene Ontology annotation, biological process: anatomical structure morphogenesis; negative regulation of transcription by RNA polymerase II; cell differentiation.